Conger conger (European conger) is the source of this 4707-nucleotide messenger RNA. Its product is annotated as neuronal membrane glycoprotein M6-b-like. The transcript has 7 exons. Gene Ontology annotation, biological process: central nervous system myelination; axon development. Gene Ontology annotation, cellular component: myelin sheath; plasma membrane. Gene Ontology annotation, molecular function: structural constituent of myelin sheath. Bases 91 to 942 code for a protein of 283 amino acids. The record is from RefSeq and is a predicted model, not a curated record. NCBI's taxonomy places the organism in Eukaryota, Metazoa, Chordata, Actinopteri, Anguilliformes, Congridae.
GAGAGAGUGAGUGCGAGAGAGAGAGAACGCAAAGGAGAGAAAAUUAUUUGUGAAAAGGAAGCGUUUGCAGUGGAUUGUCUGAAAGCAGCCAUGGACUCGGCAGUGGACGAGAGCCCUGAGCAGACCCAGGACAAGAAAGGUUGCUUCGAGUGCUGCAUCCGGUGUUUGGGCGGGGUCCCGUACGCGUCGUUAGUGGCCACCAUCCUGUGCUUCUCCGGCGUCGCCCUGUUCUGUGGGUGUGGCCAUGUGGCUCUCUCUGGCACCGUCACCCUCCUGGAAAAACACUUCUCCCAGAUCCCCAGUGACCAUGCCAGGCUGACGGACGUAGUACAGCUGAUGCAGUAUGUUAUCUAUGGGAUGGCCUCCUUCUUCUUCCUCUAUGGUAUCAUCCUGCUGGCUGAGGGUUUCUACACCACCAGUGCUGUUAAAGAGAUGCACAGCGAGUUCAAGACCUCCGUCUGCGGCCGCAGCAUCAGCGGGAUGUUUGUGUUCUUGACCUACAUCCUGGGGUUGGCCUGGUUGGGUGUGUUUGGCUUUUCGGCUGUGCCAGUGUUUCUCUUCUACAACGCGUGGUCCACCUGUGCGGCAAUGAAGUCACCCAUGGCCAACAUCACCUCUGUGGACUCCAUCUGUGUGGAUGUCCGUCAGUAUGGUAUUGUUCCCUGGAACGCUACGCCGGGAAAAGCAUGCGGGUCUACACUGGGAGAUAUCUGCAAUACCAGCGAGUUCUACCUGUCCUACCACCUGUACAUGGUAGCAUGUGCUGGUGCUGGCGCCACAGUUAUUGCACUGAUCCACUUCCUCAUGAUUCUCUCGGCCAACUGGGCCUACAUUCAGGGGGCCUGCCGCACACACGCGUGUGAGGACACCAAACCCCAGGAGGAGCAGGAGCUGCAGGACAUCCAGUCACGCUCAAAGGAAUGUCUCAAUUCCUACACAUAAGGGAUCAACCCCCCACCCCCACCCCCUCCCCCCCAGCCUGGCUGUAGGUGAUCACGCAGCUACAAUAACUGCCCUCACUCAACGCAGCGCUCCUAACAAACUAAUGCAUUGGUGUCGCUUUCUGCACUAACCCUUUGGGAUGUUUGUAGGAGCCUCAAUUUUGUCUGUUAUAUAUAUAUACAUGUAUAAAUACAUAUACUAUUUUUUUCUUUAUCAGAUCUUCAGAGUGCGAUAUUUUCAAUUCUGUAUGAUCUUUCUCUCUCUUUUUUUUUUUUUUUUUUUUUCUUUAGCCCUUUUUAUCUAACCAACCUUCUGGUAAAGCUUCAAAUGUUGCACUAUUUUCAAAGCAAGAACAGAAAUGCAUAUUGAAUGGUCUGAGUGCCCUGUGGGCUGCUGAACAGUGUGAGGAAUCAUGGGAGACACUUUGGAGGUUGUUUAUUCAUUGUUUAGUCUUUUCACCAGAUGCCAUUUCAGUUCCACAUCCUAACAUAAUGCGCCAACAAAACACCAGGAACAGCCUGACCAGAUUGAGUGCAGUGUGUUCUUUCUACGUGCACGAGCAAAACGCCCUGAUAGAGUGUGAAGAUGCAGUGUUGCUGAUAGAGUAUGAAGAUGCAGUGUUGCUGAUAGAGUAUGAAGAUGCAGUGUUGCUGAUAGAGUAUGAAGAUGCAGUGUUGCUGAUAGAGUAUGAAGAUGCAGUGUUGCUGGUAGAGUAUGAAGAUGCAGUGUUGCAUUAUCAGUGUGCUGCUGUCUGGGGAAUGUUCUGCUGCUUGUCAUCAGUACCACCAGGAGUUUAAUUCUGUUUUUGAAUGACAAGUAGUUUUUCUUUGUUGGGGCAAACCUCCAGGAAUGUUUUGUUCAUUCCAACUUUGUUCAUUCCAACUGACAUGCUCAUCUUUACACUGAAGCCCUUCAGGGAAAACUACCUCAGGUGUGAAACUGAAUUCCUUUAACAAUACUUCUAAUUCAAAGUCAUCAUUUUGCCCAUGCUCUCUUAGAACAUCCAUUUUUCCCUUCUACAGAAAUGGAUAUAAAAAAAACAUAAAUUCAGUUACUUUUGAAGCAGUUCACUUGAAAAGAAACAUGCAAAACCAUUUUAACCUUCAUGUUUUGCUAGAUUGUACAAUAUAAAAAAUGAUUGAAAUUCAACAAGUAUAAUUAUGCCUAUCAAAAGCAUUUGACCUCUUAACCAGGUUAUCUUGACCUUUAUGUUUAAAUGCUGUAAGUGAUGUAAACACACACACUCACACACAAACUCUCUCUCUCACACACACACACACACACACACACACAUACACAUACACACACACGCACAUACACACACACACACACACACACACACACUCUGUAAAUGUUUUCUUUCCAAUGCAACUGCAUUGAUUUUAAAUUGUUAUACCGUAAUAUAUUGUGAUACACUAAUAUUCCAUCUGGUAAUACAAAAUGAAAAAGGGAAAAUACGUGCAGAGGAACCAACAAAAAUGUAUUAAUGAUUAUGGAAUUCAAUAAAAUUCAGUUGAAUCAAAUAAUUUGUUUAUUAACACAUUAUUUCAUAAAUUCAAGACCCAAUACAAUAAGGUGUUGAUUAAAUAAAAACAGGGCAACCAAGUUAAAAACUGAUUUUCCUUUGGCUUCAUAAAAUUGCAAUUGAAAACUUAAUUGUGCAGAAAUAGGUGUGACUUUUGACUGACACAUUGAUUCAAUAUCUGACUCAAAUUGAUGAAAGUAUAAACCUCAAUUUCAUAAAACUAGCUGCAAAAGGAAUCCCACUUAAUUGAUAAAUAUGCUGAUUAGAAUUGAUGCAAUGCCUAAAAGCACUUUACAUUUCAAGCUGAUUAAAUAAAAUGAGAAUAGAUUAGAUUUAAUGUUUAUUUAUUCUUUUAGUUUUUUUAAUCAACAAAAUUUGGUUGAAUUAAUCAAAUAAUUUGUUAAUUCAUCAAUUAGCGAAUUAAUUCUACUGAGGUUUAUUCAAUUCCAUAGUCAUGAAUGUGUUAUUUUCACUCCUCAUAGAAAAACGUCAGUGACUCUGACAUUCAGUGUGCUUUACACGGGGGGGGGGGGGGGGGAGGGAAUAACAUUUCUGCUUUUGUGUAAUACAUUUACCCCCCUUAGUUCAUUUGAAAUACCCAUGUGGGGUUCCCUAGUAAAACAACAGUUAAAUUCCUGCCCUUUUAUGAAGAUGUGAAAUACUGCUUGAUGAACUGGCUGGUGAUUGCUGAUUGCAUAUUUGUGUUAUUUGACUUCAUGCUGUGCGCUUUGUUACCAUGGCAACCCUGCAGCGCUAAUGCAUACAGCCUACUGUGAGAACCCCUCCUCCAAGCCAGAAUUAGGUCAGUCACAUGACCACAUUAAGGAUGUUUAAGAACAUUAUAUAUGGAUGUGUAAAGAUGUUUCAAGUCAGGAAUAUUUGGUUGUUUUUUUUAUUUUAUUAAAUUACUGGUUUAAACACUUUGAAAAACAAAAAACCUAUAUGUAAUCAAAAAGUAAUUGUUCUUUAAAAAAAAAUCUCAAACUGUGAUUGAGUAUUGUUCCAGUGUGCAAAGAUUUAAAUACUGAGCAGAAUUACUGAAUUAUCUGUGUUCUGUUAUGUAGAAGAGAUGUACAGGGAUAUCUUGAUGUUUACUCAUUAUUGCAUGGACAGACGAUUUGUGCAGUAAUACAGGUGAUGUGUAGUCAUUUGUUCUGACAAACUAUGGUAGGCAGUGUUUGCACUUUCCCUUUGUUUCCUAAUGGAAAAAAAAAACAUUUCAUGUCGAUGGCAUUGUAGUCCCAAUGGUUUAAUAGUCCAUUUUUUAACUCAAAUGUUAUAUGGAUCCUCCAUAGUACCAAUUUUGUAACCCGACCAGUAUUUUAUAUGCGUGCCAAGGGCUUCCUUGUGGUUUUACUCAAGUAGAUGUUAAACAUUUGUAGAAAAUGCUUCAUAUCUAUCUCCAGUGUUUUUAUGGUGACAUUACCAAACUGCAGUUUUCCCAUUAUAUGACAAAUCUGACUCAGGCAAAAGAGCGUGAGGGUUAGGUAACUAAUCCUAACCCUAACACAGUGGUGUCAAACUCACUUCAUGCAGAGUGGCCAGAUGUUUUUCUCCAGUAAACAAUUAUCCAGUUGUUCAGAUGGAAAAGAAAUAUGAGAUUUUUAAAAACUCGAUCCUGGGAACUUGCUGUGUACGCUGGUCAACAUUCCAUUGCAAGCUGGUAAUUGUGCUUAAUAUGCAAUGCCCACUGAGUCAUAUACUAUCAUAACUAGCUAUGUAGUAUGUCACAAACAGUAAAUAUUCCUUGUUCACAUCCUAAGACUUUUAAUCCAUUAGACCAAUGCCUUAAUUUUCUGAAAUAUUCAGUGUGAUAAAUGACAAAUGAAGAGGCUACAUUUUUUAACCGUUUCAAAUUGCAGAUUCACAGGUGAAAUCAUUGGGGUCCACAAUGCCAAAGGUGUGCUCACUGAAAUUUGUGAAGACCCUAAUCGACGCUGACUUUCACACUGAGCCAAUAACCCGUCAUUAUGUUGAAAUGACAACAUUGUCAGAAUGUAAACACAUCUUCUACAGCCUGUGCUAAAACCAGCGCACAGCGGGACCCAUGGAGUCUGAAAAGCACUGCUGUUUGACACCAGUCUGUUUGACACCAGACUUCCUGUUCAUCGCUGGCUCUUACACUUUAAAAAGGUACACAUAAAAAACAGGUCAUAUUAAGGACACCCUUGGACACUUUGUCAACCAGCCUGGUAAAUGUGUUUUUAUUAAAUUAAAAUAAAAAAUAAAUGAUUGAUCAA